Messenger RNA from Condylostylus longicornis, 702 nucleotides. RefSeq names its product doublesex- and mab-3-related transcription factor A2-like. Gene Ontology annotation, molecular function: protein binding. The coding region runs from base 1 to 702 and encodes 233 amino acids. The transcript is spliced from 5 exons. The record is from RefSeq and is a predicted model, not a curated record. NCBI's taxonomy places the organism in Eukaryota, Metazoa, Arthropoda, Insecta, Diptera, Dolichopodidae.
AUGGUCGCAUUCGUCAGACAUACUGCAACAGAGAAACGGGACGGAGUGAAGCAAGUAGCGUUAAAACGUCAACAAGCUGUAGAAGAUGCGAUUGCAUUAAGACUUGCUUCAAAUGAAAAAGGUGUACCAUUAGAAACUUUACCACCAGGAAAAAUUUUUGGAAUGACAGUAACAAAUCCUUGUAAUAGUCCACCACCGCCACCACUCUCAUCUUCACCAACAAUUUCCGAUAAGGAUUCAGUGAAAUCAACUUCUUCAAAUUCUUCAAAUCCUACAGUAUCACAGAGUGCAAUUGAUAUGUUAGCACAAUUAUUUCCACAUAGAAAACGAUCAGUUUUAGAAUUGGUAUUAAAACGAUGUGAUUUAGAUCUUUUAAGAGCAAUUGAACAAUGUUCACCAUCACAAUCUGUGAGUGCAUUUAGACCACCCUCAUCGCAGGUACCUUCAACAAGUUGUACAUCAACCAUUACAUUACCAUCAUCCUCUACUGCGAGUAGUAGUGCAUCAGUAGUUACACCAAUUCAAAUUCCAAUAAAUCAACCAACACCAUUACCUCCUCAACCACACUAUACACCUUUAAUCGCAUAUCCAAAAUGGUUAUUACCAAUGAGUAUUCCUGUAACAAUGGGUCAUUUACCAAAUUUAGCACCAAGAUGUACUCUACCAAAUUGUCCAUGUAUGGAUUCAUUUCACUUGAAUUAA